This is a messenger RNA of Pundamilia nyererei, 1072 nucleotides long. RefSeq names its product glycoprotein hormone subunit beta 5 (gene gphb5). The transcript is spliced from 3 exons. The record is from RefSeq and is a predicted model, not a curated record. The coding region runs from base 130 to 600 and encodes 156 amino acids. Gene Ontology annotation, cellular component: extracellular region; cytoplasm. Gene Ontology annotation, biological process: regulation of thyroid hormone receptor signaling pathway; G protein-coupled receptor signaling pathway. Gene Ontology annotation, molecular function: hormone activity. NCBI's taxonomy places the organism in Eukaryota, Metazoa, Chordata, Actinopteri, Cichliformes, Cichlidae.
GUCAAAGGAACCAUCAGUGACAAGUACUGUGGUUCAUGUUAUUCAUUCAGUCCAGCCAAAAAAUCAUUUCACAUCCGAGUAUUAAAAAGUGAGAGUAGCUGCUCAUUAAACAGCAAAAAACUAAAACAGAUGCUUCAACGUCUGCUUGAAACCAGACUGCAACUGCGAUUUACAGCUGAGAUGACCCUUCAAAGGAGACAGCCACAGUGGAAGCCUGCUGUGGUUCUAUGUUGCUUUUUGCUCGGGAUCUCUCUACAGUCCGACAACAUCAGCUGUGUGUCAACCAUCAACCUGCGGCGUUUCAUUGGCUGCGCAGUCCGGGAGUUCACCUUCCUGGCCAGGAAGCCCGGCUGUGGGAGUCUGCACAUCACCACUGAUGCCUGCUGGGGGCGCUGUGAGACCUGGGAGAAGCCAAUCCUGGAGCCUCCCUUCAUUGAGUCCUAUCAGCGGGUUUGUACUUACAAUGAGACUCGGCUGGAGACUGUGAAACUACCAAACUGUCAGCCCAAUGUAGAUCCAACAUACACCUACCCUGUGGCCUUAAGAUGUGACUGUGGAGUCUGUCUGACCAGCACUACUGAAUGCAUAACUUCUGUGUGAAGUCUGAACAGGCAGAAAUAUUUUAUGUACACUUUUGGUAAUAAUUACACGCAAUACUGCUUUAACUGGAAUGUGUCACUACGCCAGGAAAUGUUGUUAGAAUGCUCUUAGUUUGGAUGCUACAUAUCCAAGAAAAACCUGAGAUAUAUCACUACUGAAAUAUGUUACCAGCUUCACUUGGCAUUUUUUCUUAGGAGCAAAGCAAUCACUGUAAACCUUACAAUGUUGUAAUUGACAUAAGUAAAAAACAAUUUUUUAUCUGCCUUUAAUGGAUGAAUAAUGAAAUGAUCACUUAUUAGCUUUUAAUCAACCUGAGCUUUUAGCCCAAGGGUCUGCUGGAGAGGUAAGGGCUUACUAAGUGUCCUUAUUCAUUUGAUUUUCCAUGAGAACUGGGUGUAUUAAUAAUCUCUGAGUGCUCUCGUGUGUUUUGGAGUGCAGGACCAUCACUCUUUCCACAAUAAAAGCAUGUUUU